GUUCUUACUAUACCUCAGUGAGAAAACCAGCUCUGGCCACAAGACUAAUUCAGGAGAACUUUUGUUUUAUGGCCUUAUAUCAGGAGCUGGUGAGGAAAGGUUUGAUUAAACAAUUCAGACUGAAACAAAUAAAUCAGAUGACUUAUAUGUAAGUAUAGCAAAUCAAUAUACAAUCCCGAAAUCAGCUGUAAUUGUCAAUAGUAAAACAAAGCUUAAYACGAUAUUUGAGUGAACUCUGAACCCUAAACACAGAAAAUGAAUGGUGAAUUCGACUGGACACAGUAGACUCCUCCUCGUAUUUAUUUACACAUUUUYGCGUGGUGUCAUUGCACAAUGGAACAACUGAAGAAAGAUGUGAAAUUUAAUCCAUCAWCAACAGCCAAUUUCUUUUCACGGGUGUUUUUCUGUUGGGUAACCCCUUUAUUCAGUAUUGGAAAUAAGCGGAGGCUAGAGGAAGAUGACAUGUACCAUGUGCUUCCUGAUGAUGCUUCUCAGGUCCUGGGAGAGGAACUACAGAGGCAUUGGGAUAAGGAGGUUCGAAUGGCUGCCAAGGAGCUGCGGAUGCCCAAACUCACCAAAGCCAUUGUGAAGUGCUAUGGGAAACCCUACGCAGUGCUGGGGAUCUUUAGUUUCACUGUAGAGGUGAUUAAGGUGAUCCAGCCAGUGUUCUUGGGAAAGCUGAUCCAGUACUUUGAGAAGUACGAUCCUGAUGAUAUGAACGCGCUGUAUGAGGCCUUAGGCUACGCUGCUGGUAUCUCUCUGUCCACUGUCGCGCUGACCGUCCUCCAAAUUCAUUAUUACUACCACGUCCUGAGGACCGGCAUGAAGAUACGAGUGGCCAUGUGUCACAUGAUCUACAAGAAGGCCCUGUGUCUCAGCAGUGCAGCGAUGGGAAAAACAACCACAGGCCAAAUAGUGAACCUGCUAUCCAACGAUGUCAACAAGUUUGAUGAGGUGACCACCAAUCUGCACUACCUCUGGAUAGCACCUCUGCAGGCUGUGGUGGUUAUCAUACUCCUGUGGUAUGAGAUUGGCCCGUCGUGCCUGGCAGGCGUGGCUGUCCUUGUGUUCCUCCUGCCACUACAGACCAUGUUUGGAAAGCUCUUCGGCUCCCUCAGGAGUAAAACKGCUGCCUUGACUGACAAUAGGAUACGCACCAUGAAUGAAGUGGUGUCUGGAAUCAGGAUCAUCAAAAUGUAUGCCUGGGAGAAGCCCUUCUCAGCACUGGUCAAUGAUGUCAGAAGGGAAGAGAUCUCCAAGAUCAUGUCAAGCUCAUACCUGCGAGGUCUCAACAUGGUCUCCUUCUUUGCGGCCAGUAAGAUCAUAGUCUUCAUCACCUUCGCCGUCUACGUCCUCCUGGGGAACACCAUCUCAGCCAGCCGGGUGUUUGUGGCAGUGUCUCUGUAUGGUGCCAUCAAGAUCACAGUGACCCUCUUCUUCCCACAGGCCAUAGAGAAAGUGUUCGAGACCAUCAUCAGUAUCCGCAGGAUCAAGAAUUUCCUUCUGUUGGAUGAGAUUGAGAGACCCAACAUGAGAUUUACCCUGGAGGAAAAGAAAGACGCCUCUGUUGAGAUCAAGGACUUAAUUUGCUACUGGGACAAGAGUCAGGACGCUCCAUCUCUCCAGAACCUGUCACUCACAGUGAAGUCGGAACAGCUCGUUGCUGUCAUUGGACCUGUGGGGUCUGGAAAGUCCUCUCUGCUCAGCGCCAUCCUGGGGGAGCUGCCUCACGACAAAGGGGUGUUGAGGGUCAAAGGUCAGCUGACCUACGCCUCCCAGCAGCCCUGGGUAUUCCCUGGAACCAUCCGCAGCAACAUCCUGUUUGGCAAAGAGCUCCAUCCUCAGAAGUAUGAGAAGGUCCUGAGAGCCUGCGCCCUCAAGAGGGACAUGGAGCUGCUGCCAGACGGCGACCUGACAUUGAUAGGGGACAGAGGAGCCACCCUCAGUGGGGGACAGAAAGCUAGAGUGAACCUGGCCCGGGCUGUGUACCAGGAUGCUGAUAUCUACCUGCUGGACGACCCUCUAAGUGCUGUGGAUGCUGAGGUCGGGAGACACCUGUUUGAACAGUGUAUCUGUGGUAUUUUGAAGAACAAGCCCCGCAUCCUGGUCACCCACCAGUUGCAGUACCUCCAAGCAGCCAACCAGAUCCUCGUCCUCAAGGAGGGUCACAUGGUGGCGAGGGGGACAUACUCCGAGCUGCAGCACUCUGGGGUUGAUUUCACCUCCCUGCUGAAGAGGGACGAGGAGGAGGAGCCACAAACCAACAACAAUCCCUCAGUGGUCAAACACGCCUUAUCCCAGAGCUCAAUUUCCUCCUGGAAUUCAGUGGUCUCCCACACCUCCUCCAUGCACUCUGUUAAAGAUGGAGCUGAACAGCUUCCGACAGUAGCAGAGGAGAGCCGAUCGGAAGGCAACAUCGGCGCCACCCUCUACUUCAAGUACUUAAACGCAGGAGCCAGCAUCCUGGUUAUGCUGGGCACAGUCCUCCUCAGUCUCAUCGCGGAGGUAGCAUACGUUCUUCAGGACUGGUGGCUGGCCUAUUGGGCUGGAGAGCAGGAGAAACUCAAUAUUAACGGCACUGUGAUUGUCCAAAAUGGCCUCAACAUCACUCAAGAAUUGGACCUCAGUUUCUACAUGGGCAUUUAUGCAGGUUUGACUCUGGCCUCGGUCAUCUUUGGCUUUGCCAGGAGUCUGGUGAUGUUCAAUGUGCUGGUGAAAGCUGCUCAGUCUCUGCACAACCGCAUGUUCAACUCUAUCCUCCGGACGCCUGUACGCUUCUUUGACAUUAACCCAAUUGGAAGAAUUCUCAACAGGUUCUCCAAGGACAUCAGCCAGCUGGAUUCCAUGUUACCUAAUACCUUUGUUGACUUCAGUCAGUCGAUCCUGCAGAAUAUCGGCGUAGUUGUGGUGGCAGCCUCCGUUAUGCCCUGGAUCCUCAUUCCUGUGGUUCCUCUUCUCAUUAUAUUCCUGUUCCUGAGACGCUACUUCCUGCAGACGUCACGGGACGUCAAACGCCUGGAGUCCACCACUCGGAGUCCUGUCUUCUCCCACCUGUCCUCGUCCCUCCAAGGUCUGUGGACGAUCCGAGCUUUCAGAGCCGAGGAGAGAUUCCAAAACACCUUUGACGCUCAUCAGGAUCUGCACUCAGAGUCCUGGUUCCUGUUCCUGGUCACCUCUCGAUGGUUCGCUCUCCGACUGGAUGGAAUCUGCGCAGCCUUUGUCACUGUCACUGCCUUCGGCUGCCUCUUCCUCAGAGAUGGGCUGGAGGCGGGAGCUGUGGGUUUGGUGUUGUCCUACGCCGUCACCCUUCUUGGGAACUUCCAAUGGACCAUUCGUCAGAGUGCGGAGAUGGAGAACAUGAUGACGUCAGUGGAGAGGGUGGUGGAGUACACAGAGCUGGAGAGUGAAGCACCCUGGGAAACCCAGAAGCGUCCUCCUCCUGAGUGGCCGAGCCAAGGCCUCAUCACCUUUGACCGGGUCAGCUUCUCCUACAGCUCAGACGGACCUGUGGUCCUGAAGGACAUGAAGGCCAUGUUCAGGCCCAAAGAGAAGGUUGGCAUCGUGGGCAGGACAGGUGCGGGGAAAAGCUCCCUGGRAUCGGCGCUCUUCCGCCUGGCAGAGCCAGAGGGCAGGAUCUACAUUGACGGAGUUCUGACCUCCGAGAUCGGCCUUCAUGACCUGCGCCAGAAAAUGUCCAUCAUACCUCAGGACCCAGUGCUUUUCACCAGCACCAUGAGGAAGAACCUGGACCCUUUUAGCCAGCACACAGACGAAGACCUGUGGAACGCUCUCCAAGAGGUCCAGCUGAAGUCUGUGGUGGAGGAGCUGCCCAAUAAGAUGGAGACGGUUCUGGCCGAGUCGGGCUCCAACUUCAGUGUGGGUCAGAGGCAGCUGGUCUGUCUGGCCCGAGCCGUCCUGAGGAAGAACCGCAUCCUCAUCAUCGACGAGGCCACAGCCAACGUGGACCCCAGAACAGAUGAGUUGAUCCAGAAGACGAUACGAGACAAGUUCAGGGAGUGCACCGUUCUCACCAUCGCCCACCGCCUCAACACCAUCAUAGACAGCGACCGCAUUCUGGUGCUAGGCGCUGGUAUGAUCCAGGAGUUUGACGAGCCGUACGUCCUGCUUCAGAACCAGGAGAGUGCCCUCUACAGGAUAGUCCAGCAGACGGGCAAGGCUGAGGCAGCUGCCCUGCUGGAAUCAGCCAAACAGGCGUAUAUGAACAACGGCAACAGCCAUGGUCCAAAAAUGGCCAACGGAGUGGUGGUGGUCUUUGAGACGGUUGUGUGACGGUGCAGAAAGAGAUAUCUGCCCAGUCACACAAGAUCUUUUCCAGAGCUGAUGGGUCAAAAGACCAAUUAGUGAAAAGGAAAAAACCUAAAUGCUAUUUUUAUGGUAAGAUGUUUGCAUGCAAAAUCAGGGAAGAUUUAUGGAACUGACUUAAAUUAUUUUUUAUUUAAAUAAGCAAAAAUGUAUUUCCUUAUUGACACUUUGCUGAUGUGUGUUGCAACAAUGGAAGUAGCAUUGCAUUUCAUACUUUGUGCCUCAAUCUUUCACUAUUUGAACUGCUGCUACUCCUAUUGAUUUAUCUUACUGCACAGGGCACUGUCCUGACAUGCUGCACUGUCUCUGCAAUCACUUUACUGGGCAAUGGAACUAAUUGGCGUGUGUAUUCAUAUACUAUACGUGCAACGGAAAAUUACACUUCACCAUUGUACGCACAUGAAAAGACAUGCUGUCAUUAAGCUAUAAGGGAUUUAUGAGAAUUUCUUGACCAAAGUGAGUAACCCAUGUAUGUCUCACGUUGUUUGCAUGAGUGAUGGUUGUAAGGACAGUCUAGAUCAUUUAAAAGCAGGAAUACCUACCCAUCAAUGUGAAAAUGUAUUGAACUACAAACGUAUCCCCUAAUGAGGCAGUAUGGAGAGACCUUAGAUUUAAAAAAAUUACAUUUUYAUUCCAUUGGUUUUUAAAUGUUUUUGUAGUGGAUGUAAUUGUUUUCACAAAGGKAUUCUUAUUUUUAUGUACCUAUAGCAACAGUACCUCAUUUUUACAAGUUUCAGAUAUAUUGAUUUUCCUUACAUAGAAGUUUGUAUUAAUUAAAUUUCACAAUAUUAUUGUACAAACUUAAGUCUCUUAUGUUACAUCUUCAACGCAAACAUGUAGUUGCUUUUCUUUGAGUUUGUUAAUACUAUCAGCAUUGACUAAAGAAAAAGGGACAUGAUAGCUCCUCAAUUUGACACCAUCUUUUCCUAGGAUGGUUUUGUAAGCCUCUUUCCACAAUUUCACUUUACCCUCUUCAAACACACUUACAGUAUUUCAUUAUCCACAUUUCCAGAUAAACACAGGUAAAGGAG
Messenger RNA from Salvelinus sp. IW2-2015, 5354 nucleotides. NCBI's taxonomy places the organism in Eukaryota, Metazoa, Chordata, Actinopteri, Salmoniformes, Salmonidae. The record is from RefSeq and is a predicted model, not a curated record.